CUAUGCUCGCGUCUCACGCUGGUAAGAUGUAACUUUGAUACACAAUCAUCAUCGCCUAAUACAAGUCCAUGUAUGUGCGUAGCUUGGAUGCCAUUAACAUGUGGUAUGUGACGGCGGUGAGGUAAAAUAGCAAUACUUGUGUGUCUCUAACUUGUAAAUCCUGCAAAAAAGAUCCAUUUGCGUACCGUAGGGAACAUCAAAUAAGUACUAAAAUCCAUUCUGCGCAGCUAUCCGAGAGAUUGACUGCUUGUGUCCUCUUUGUGGAACUUCCACGAUUCGAUAGUCACCUCGAAUAUUUUGACACUUUGAACACAAGUGCCCUUCAGCUAAAACUUUUUACAUGUGAAAAAUGAGAUGUGAUGUUAUAUAAAUAAAGUGAAAUCUUCACUUGAAGAUAGUGAUCGUUCAAAAAUAAAAUCAUCAGUACGUACCACCGUGAUCAAAUCGACUUCAAAAAUGCAUCUCCAAAAGCUCCUCGCUGUUCUCUCUUCCCUUACCGUCGUUGGACUUUCAACUCCAGUAGUAUCACAAGGUACGAGAAAAACCCUCCUAUCCCUUCUAUCAGCGAAACAGCUUAUCAAAAUCCCCAAAAAAAACCGCUUAAAACCUAAAAAAAAAAGAAAGCUCACAAACAAACAGAAGACCCCCCCAACACCAUCGAGCGCCAUGAACCCAGCCCUACAAUCCAAGCCCACUCCACGCACACAGAACAAACAAGUUCAAAAAUCACCAAUAAGAACACAGUCCAAGCCAUCAAUACGAUAAUCGAAUCAUCACUCAAUCGCAAAAGCAUUGUUAAACCUCUGGGAAUGGGAAUGGGAAUUAUCUUCCCAACACCUAUAAUAGAGCAAAAGAAACGUGGUGAUGAGACGGUGGUUUGGACUCAGCCUCCGCCGACUUCGAAGAUACAUCCUCCUAUGUGAGAGCUUGGCGACAGGUCGCUUUCCCAGCUUUGGUGUGAAUUUAUGGUAGAUUUCUGGGAUUGGAUGUUGUGGUGGAGGCUUUUUGUGGCAGACAUGAAUGUGUGUUGGAGGAAUGAGUUAUAGUGUCGCGAUAAUUGCGAUUUUGGACGAAAAAUGACGGAUAUUGUGCUUGCGGAAUAUAUUCAUUGGCAAGGCAUAUAUUCCACCGCACAUCUAGAAAAAGCAGUAAUGGAAUUCUUUAAAAAGAACAACAAAAUAUCAAUAAAA
This is a messenger RNA of Sclerotinia trifoliorum, 1190 nucleotides long. NCBI's taxonomy places the organism in Eukaryota, Fungi, Ascomycota, Leotiomycetes, Helotiales, Sclerotiniaceae. The record is from the annotation of a GenBank genome assembly.